This is a messenger RNA of Gossypium raimondii (Peruvian cotton), 1413 nucleotides long. Its product is annotated as GDSL esterase/lipase At4g28780. Gene Ontology annotation, molecular function: hydrolase activity, acting on ester bonds. Lineage: Eukaryota; Viridiplantae; Streptophyta; Magnoliopsida; Malvales; Malvaceae. Bases 92 to 1183 code for a protein of 363 amino acids. The transcript has 5 exons. The record is from RefSeq and is a predicted model, not a curated record.
CAUCAUCGCCCGAAUUAUUCAAACUCAUAAACCCUUGUGUAAAAAGAAGAAGAAGAGACGUUCAAGAACGACCCACAUUGUCUCUCCAAUUAUGUCAAGUCCUUGGUUUUUCGUUACCCUUUUAACUCUAAUUGCUAUAGUCUCACCUACUCCAUUAGCCGAGGCUCGUGCUUUCUUUGUCUUUGGUGACUCGCUCGUUGAUAAUGGCAACAAUAACUACUUAGCCACCACUGCCCGUGCCGACUCUCCACCGUACGGCAUCGAUUACCCGACACAUAGACCCACAGGCCGCUUCUCCAAUGGCUUAAACCUCCCUGACAUUAUCAGUGAGCAAAUUGGAUCGGAGCCAACAUUGCCAUACUUGAGCCCUGACCUCAGGGGCCGAAAACUACUCAUCGGUGCCAACUUUGCUUCUGCUGGGGUCGGAAUUUUGAAUGACACCGGGGUUCAGUUUGUUAAUAUAAUAAGGAUAUUCAGGCAAUUUGAGUACUUUCAAGAGUACCAGAGAAGAGUUACUAAGAUAGUCGGACAACAACAGGCACAGCGGCUAGUAAACCAAGCACUGGUUCUUAUAACACUUGGCGGCAAUGACUUCGUUAACAACUAUUUCUUGGUGCCUUUCUCAGCAAGAUCACGCCAAUUUUCUCUCCCGGAUUUCUGCCGUUAUCUCAUUUCUGAAUACCGCAAAAUCCUCCUAAGGUUGCACGAAUUAGGCGGUCGACGAGUCUUGGUGACCACCACCGGACCAUUAGGCUGCGUCCCAGCGGAGUUGGCGAUGAGGAGCAGGAACGGGGAAUGUGUGCCGGAUGUUCAACGAGCAGCAGCCAUAUUCAACCCACUCUUGGUCCAGUUAAUCCAACAACUCAACUCUCAGCUUGGCUCCACCGUCUUCAUUUCCGCCAAUGCUUUUUCAAUGAACAUGGACUUCAUCACUAACCCUAAAAGAUUUGGUUUUGUGACAUCAAAGGUGGCAUGUUGUGGGCAAGGACCCUACAAUGGACUUGGAUUAUGUACCAGAUUGUCGAACCUGUGCCCCAACCGCGACGUCUACGCCUUCUGGGACAAUUUUCACCCGAGUGAGAGAGCCAAUCGAUUGAUAGUUCAGCAGUUCAUGAUAGGAUCCACUCAGUACAUGAAUCCAAUGAACCUAAGCACCAUUAUCGCCAUGGAUUCAAGGACCUGAUAAUUGAAAUUAUAUUAGUAUAUCAUCUAUCUAUCUAUCUCUCUAUAUAUAGAUAGUAGUACCUUCUAUAUAUAUUAUAUUAGGAUAUCAUCUUCUAUAUACUUAUCAUCUAUGGAGAAGUAGUGUAUUUGUGUCUAUUUUACAUCUUAAUGUGUAUUUAAGGUAAGUUCUAGCUUAUAUAAAUUAUUAUUUCAGUAUUAUAUAAAUUUUGAGACAUUCGUAUUUCCUUC